CGAGAAGUGUCGGGUCGACCGGUCGGUGUCCAGAUCUGCAGCAGUGUCUGCUAGUUCAGCGACGCGACCAGUGCGCACACACGAAACAUGCAUGCAAGCAACAAAAAUGCACCUUGACAACAAGAGGACGCUUUCUUCGCGUAGCUAUCUACGGUAUUUUUGUGGGUCGUGUCACGUUCGUUUUACAAAUCAAGAAUCGAAUCAUUUCCUUGCCUGAGAAAAUAUGUUGCAUGCUCGUGAAUGAAAAAGGUUUCUUCCUCUGGCCGGAGCUCCUUGGCUUGGUGGUUUACAACGUAAAAUUGGAAAUCCGGAGCACUGUUGCAGAAUUCUGUAGGUGGGGGCUUGUGUUUAGCUGUAUCUGUUUUACCAGCGGCGCUCUUUAUCGAGGUAGCAAGCCGGUGUCGUUGUUGUUGGAUUUCGGUGCUCGCCUGAGACACGCCAUGUUUGGAGAUGGAAGAUGAAGAUGUACCGCCGUCCAGCAGUAUUUCGGGACUGGCUGUUCCUGGAUCUGUUGUCGAUAGUGCUAUCGCGUCACAGCACACCACGCCAAUAAGCAGUCGGGCGGCAUCCUCAUCUGCGACACCUCACUCUACAAAUGGUCCUGGUAAUGUACGCUCAUCGGCUGGAAGUCCUGCAGUGCUAAAUGUUGCGUCAAGUCACAGCUCCGAACCAUUCUCGGCUAUUCGCAGUGAUGUUAUUCCACCUGAGCUGGCAUCGCAGUCCACAACAUCACCACUUUGUCAGAUUUACGAUGAGUUUGGGUUUGAAGUGAACGAUGAAGAUGCUCGCCUUGCACUCCUAUGCCCGCAGAUGAUAGAAGAUCCGAUGCUGCGACUCCGCUGGCAGGCGUACCUUGAGUUCAGGCACAACCAGGAAGUGAAAGAUUUCUCCUGGGAGCAGUUGGCUGAUCACCUGCCUCAAGAUGACAAGCUGGAGGAACUGGUCAAGUGUGGUGUGCCACACCGCAUGCGCGCUGAGCUAUGGCCAAGGCUUUGUGGAGCCCGGGCUAAGCAACGCUCCAGCACAGUCUCUUAUAAGGACCUGCUGGCACGUGCACUGGACUCAUCCAUUCAUGGAGUGGCUCGGCAAAUUGACAAGGACCUAUUGCGGACCAUGCCGCAGAGUGGUUGCUUUGCUCGGCUAAACUGUCCAGGUGUCAAGAGCUUGCGGAACAUCUUGCGCUGCAUAGCAGAGGCUUUCCCGGAGAUUGGUUACUGUCAAGGAACAGGGAUGAUCAUUGCAUCAUUGUUGCUGAUUCUGGAUGAAGAGACCACUUUCUGGAUGAUGGUGAAGCUCAUCGAGGAUAUCCUACCUCCGGAAUAUUACGGCGUCACACUGAUCGGUGCCCAGACUGAUCAGCGUGUGUUGCGGCAGUUGGUAAAGACACACUUACCACCUGUGGACAAAGUCUUGGAGGAGAACAACUUAGAGUUAUCAAUGAUCACGAUGCACUGGUACAUUACGGUGUUUGCAUCGGUUCUGCCUUUCCCGGUUCUUCUUCGUAUUUGGGACCUUUUCUUCUACCACGGUUCUGUGACUUUGUUCCGUAUUGCUCUGGCAAUGUUCAAUCUCAAGGCUGAAGACAUUUCCAAUGCCGAUGGUCUAGCACAGCUGUGUAGCUGCCUGCAAGAGUUACCCUCAGAGAUGAUUGAUGCACAAGUGCUUGUGGCUAUGGGAUUUGACAUAACUGAUUCGCUAACACCAGCAGCACUCAGUGCACAUCGGCAGGUUCACUACGCUGCGCUGGCCGAGAUCCUGAACAACAGUCAACCUACACCCAAGCCUGUGUUUGAGCUGUCAUCUGGUCUCUCUUCUCGACUAGCAUCUCGGAGAUCCAACAAGCCGGCGAAUAUUGUCCAACAAGAGAUCGUCACCACACUGCGUGACAACAUUCGAAACAUCGUGCAGCACUUCAAAACGAAUUGUGGGAUUCCUGAGAUGCCAGUGGAUUAUUCGAAUGAAAGUCACCUGCAAGACUACAUCACCUAUGCACAGUCAUUCCGCAAUCACCGGCGGAGGAGAGCGAGAGCACUGGUUGACUUUGAGCGGCAAGAGCAUGACGAGCUGGGAUUCAAUCGCCAUGACAUCAUCACGAUCAUAUCUCAGAGGGAUGAGCAUUGUUGGAUCGGUGAGGUGAACAGCAUGCGUGGUUGGUUUCCAGCAAAAUUUGUUGAGCUCCUGGAUGAACGCAGCAAACUGUACUCGGCUGCUGGCGAUGACUCUGUGAAUGAAGCUGUUGCUCAUCUUGUGCGCGGAGGGUUCUGCUCGGCAUUACGUGGCAUAUUUGAUCACGGCCUGCGAAAACCCAAGCUUUUCGGCAGAGUCAUGCAUCCAUGGUACUUCAUCGAGGAGGCAAGCCGUGCUGAAGUCAGCCAAGAUUUCCAGUCUGUCUUCUCUCGUCUUGUUCUGAGUAAGACCUUCUGUUUGGAGAAAGACGGCAAGGUUCUAACUCCCGAGGAGAUGCUUUAUCGGAGCAUGGAGGCUGUGAACUUAUCCCAUUCCACUGUCGGUGCGCCCAUGGAUGUCAAGUUCCGGUCUCUGAUUUCCGCUGGAUUAAAUGAGCAGGCACUUCACCUGUGGUUUGAGACACUGUGCCUGUCACGUUCCGUGGUGGAGCGCUGGUACGAGCCAUGGUCCUACAUUCGCAGUCCAGGCUGGGUGCAGAUCAAGUGUGAACUUCGGCUCCUUGCAGCAUACAGCUUCAAGUUAUCACUGGAUUGGGAAAUCUCCAGUUCACCACAGGUAUCGCAGCCACUGAAGGACAGUGUCCGUGAUAUGCUUAUCAAGCAUCACUUAUUCAGUUGGGACCUGUGAGACUUCAUCUGGGAUCUGGGAGACUCACUUAUUCAGUUGGGAUCUGUGAGACUCACAGCUACCGCUUGCAAGAACCUGAGGUCAUUCACGGGAAGGCCUGCAUGGUAUACUGACAUUCUAGCUGUACAUGUCUGCUCCAAGCACACUAGCUACUAUGCAUGUACUACUGCCCCACCAACAGUUACUGUUACAUCAUCACACUAGGCUACGGUUACUGUUACUCUUGCAUCACACAAGGCUAGUUGGCGAGUGUUCUUGCUGGCAAGCACUCUCUCAGCGUGCAUGAUCUUUCAUUUUGUCCUGCUGAAGAAGAAAUUUGCAGUUAUUAUUUUCUCCAGUUGAACAUACUUUUUUUAACAUCAUCUAAGACGCAUUCAGGAAACUUCCUGCCAUAAUUACUGCCAUAUUGACUCUCAUCCCCAAAUAUGGGACCCAUAUCUCAUUGACCCUGAGAACCAGGAUCCCCUCCAGCUCCGGUGAGAGAUCGUUCCCAUGAAAUUUCCAUAUUUUCCUGUUGAGUUUCUGUACGCUAGUUAUUUCUGCGCUCAUCCGCCCGUUCUCUCUCACGCGCAUUAUCACAUCUUUGAUUUUAACCUUAGAAAUAAAUAGGCGCAGCAGCGACUGUCUUUAUAUAA
Molecule: messenger RNA, 3449 nt
Organism: Sycon ciliatum
Lineage: Eukaryota; Metazoa; Porifera; Calcarea; Leucosolenida; Sycettidae
Product: small G protein signaling modulator 3-like
Exons: 31
Coding region: 451-2814 (787 amino acids)
Molecular function (GO): protein binding
Source: RefSeq, a predicted model, not a curated record